Erythranthe guttata (spotted monkey flower) is the source of this 794-nucleotide messenger RNA. RefSeq names its product RING-H2 finger protein ATL67. Gene Ontology annotation, molecular function: transferase activity. The record is from RefSeq and is a predicted model, not a curated record. Gene Ontology annotation, biological process: protein ubiquitination. NCBI's taxonomy places the organism in Eukaryota, Viridiplantae, Streptophyta, Magnoliopsida, Lamiales, Phrymaceae.
CAUUCAGAUGGCAUUUUCCACCCCCAUCGCCACUCUCUUUUCUCAAUGUCCACCACUCCUCCGCCGCCGCCGCCCUUGAUCUCCUCCGCUAAAUCCGCCUCUUUCUCCAAAAACCUCCGAUCCAUCGGAUUCGGCUACUCCUUCGCGAUCGCCCUCGGAUUCCUCGUACUCUUCUCCUCCAUCGUCCUCGCCUUCUACAUCUGCUGCCGAUCCUCCGCCGCCGCCCGCCGCCGCCGCCACGACCUGCAGAUUCAAAAUCAGAACCGCCGCAAUCGCUCAGGCGAGCACAGCAUCUACCUCCCCAGCACAAUCUUCGUCGACGAGAGCGAGCCUCAGAACGGCGUCAUCGGACUUGACCAGGCGGUUAUCAACUCGUACCCGAAGCUCGUCUUCGCGAAGAGGAGCGGAAAUUGGGGGAACGACGCCGUUUGCUCGAUUUGCCUGUGCGAGUACCGCGAAUCGGAGGUGCUGAGGAUGCUGCCGGACUGCAAGCACUGUUUCCACGCGAUGUGCGUUGACGCGUGGCUGAAGCUCAACGCGUCUUGCCCUGUCUGCCGGAACUCGCCGCUGCCUACGCCGAUGUCUACGCCGCUGCAGGAGGUGGUGCCGCUUUCUCAGUACGCCGAUGGGCGACGCCGGUGAUAGAUUGGGGCGAGUUUUGGUAACUGUUGGAUUAAUUUGAGGAUGGAUUUGUAAUUUUUCUGUUUUUGAGGGGUGGAAAUGUAAACAAGUUUUUUGGGGUUAGCUGGCAAUUUUGGCAACAAUAAUCGGAAUGUGAGUUACCUUUUAAGUUC